This is a messenger RNA of Astyanax mexicanus (Mexican tetra), 3364 nucleotides long. RefSeq lists its product as uncharacterized. The transcript is spliced from 14 exons. The record is from RefSeq and is a predicted model, not a curated record. NCBI's taxonomy places the organism in Eukaryota, Metazoa, Chordata, Actinopteri, Characiformes, Acestrorhamphidae. The coding region runs from base 156 to 2831 and encodes 891 amino acids. Gene Ontology annotation, molecular function: protein binding.
AGAUCAAACCGGUUUUAGAGACGCUGUUCAGUGAUCCACACCCACAGUGAUUUGAUCUCACACUCAGUAAUGCUGUAAACAGUCUAUCACUGACAUUCAGGAGGUGAAGAUAUCGUUUCUUUAAUAUCACACACAGUGUCCUGAAAUAUAAAGAGAUGAACGUCCUCUGGAUGAUGCUACUGAUUUUCUCUUGCCCAAUAGAGACCAUGUCAGUACAAUUUAAAGUAGUGGGACCAGCUGCUCCUCUUGUUGCUGUAGCUGGAGAAGAUCUGGUUCUACCCUGUUCUCUCCAACCCAACAUCAGUGCUGAGGGUAUGAUGGUGGAGUGGUCUAGAUCGGAUCAUACUGGAUCUGACACACUAGUUCACCUGUAUGAAGAUUAUAAAGACAGAAAUGGAGAUCAGAUGGAGUCUUACAGAGGGAGAACAGCUCUGUUUAAAGAAGAACUGAAGAAAGGAAACGCCUCACUGAAACUCUCAGCUCUCCAACCUUCUGAUGAUGGAGCUUACAAGUGUUUUAUACGAUAUGGAUCCCAGUAUGAUGAUGCAACUGUUUAUGUUAAAGUUGAAGUAUAUUUUGAAGUAGUGGUUCCAGCUGCUCCUCUUGUUGCUGUAGCUGGUGAAGAUCUGAUUCUGCCCUGUUCUCUCCAACCCAACAUCAGUGCUGAGGAUAUGAUUGUGGAAUGGAUCAGACUGCAUCGGACAGACACACUAGUUCACCUGUAUGAAGAUUAUAAAGACAGAAAUGGAGAUCAGAUGGAGUCUUACAGAGGAAGAACAGCUCUGUUUAAAGAAGAACUGAAGAAAGGAAACGCCUCACUGAAACUCUCAGUUCUCCAACCUUCUGAUGAUGGAGCUUACAAGUGUUUUAUACGAUAUAGAUCCCAGUAUGAUGAUGCAACUCUUUAUGUUGAAGUUAAAGGAAAAGGAUUUCAUGGUUGGAAGAUUGCCAUCAUCUGUUUUUCAGUUUUUGGUGUUAUUUUAACGGCCUUUAUAGCUUACAUCCUGAAAGAUAAAUACUCAAAAAAGCAGCUCUCUCCUACACAGUGCUCAGUUAUAACCUACAUGCGUCUCCACACCGAGAAUCCCCGCAAAGAGCUGGACCUGAGCAAAUUCAACACAUCAGAGGAAGGAUACAGGAGACUCAUCCCUGCUGUUUCAAACUGCAGGAAGGCUCAAUUUGCUGGCUGUAAUCUCACUGCUGGCUGCAUUGAAGAGUUAAAUGCAGCUCUAAAAACAGAAAACUCUUCCCUAAAAGAGCUGGACCUCAGUAACAACAACCUGCAGGAUUCAGGAGUGGAGAAGCUCUCUGAUGGACUGAAGAGUUCACACUGUAAAGUGGAAACACUAAGAUUUGCUGGCUGUAAUCUCACUGCUGGCUGCAUUGAAGAGUUAAAUGCAGCUCUAAAAACAGAAAACUCUUCCCUAAAAGAGCUGGACCUCAGUAACAACAACCUGCAGGAUUCAGGAGUGGAGAAGCUCUCUGAUGGACUGAAGAGUUCACACUGUAAAGUGGAAACACUAAGACUUGCUUUGUGUAAUCUCGAGAAAAAGACGUGUGAAACUCUGGGAGCAGCUUUACUAUCAGAGACCUGGACCCUUAAAGAGCUGGACCUCAGUAAGAAUAACCUGCGGGACUCAGGAAUGAAGCAGCUUUCUGAUGGACUCAAGAGUUCAAACUGUACACUGGGAAUACUGAGAUUAGCCACCUGUAAUUUCACUGGGAAAUCUUGCAAAUUUCUCAUAUCGGCUCUAAAAUCAAAAAUCUCCUCCCUGAAAGAGCUGGAUCUCAGCAGCAAUGAUCUGCAGGGUUCAGGGGUGGAGGAGCUCUUCAUGGAUCCACAAAGUUCACCCUGUAAACUGGAGAUACUCAGGCUAGCUUUGUGUUAUAUUGAAGAAAAGGUUUGUGAAUAUCUGGGAUCAGUUUUAAAUCAGGAAAAUUCCCUGAAAGAGUUGGACCUCAGUAACAAUGACCUGCAGGAUUCAGGAGUGAAGCUUCUCUCUGCUGGACUGAAGAGUUCACACUGUAAACUGGAGAUUCUCAGGUUAUCUGGUUGUAUGAUCACAGAGAAAGGAUGUUCAUCUCUGGCAUCAUGUUUGAGUUCAAGCUCCUCCCACCUGACAGAACUGGAUCUGACCUACAAUAACCCAGGAGAAUCAGGAGUGAAUCUGCUCACCACACACUGCAUGCCCGGCACACUCAGAGUGGAGCAUGGAGGGAACAUCAGAAUGAAAACAGGACUAAAGAAAUACGGCUGUGAUCUCACACUGGAUCCAAACACAGCGUACAGACGUCUCUCUCUGAGUGAAGAGAACAGGAGGGUGGAGAGAGGAGGGCUGCAGUCGUAUCCUGAUCAUCCAGAGAGAUUUGAUUGGUGGGCGCAGGUUCUGAGUAGAGAGAGAGUUACUGGACGCUGUUACUGGGAGGCUGAGUGGAGCGGAAGAGGAACUGAUGUAGCUCUGAGUUAUAAAACCAUCAGCAGGAAAGGAGGUUCAGACUCUCGGUUUGGAGGGAAUGAAAAGUCCUGGAGUCUGGUGAUCAAUAAUAACAGUUACUCUGUUCAUCACAAUAAACACAGAACUGAUCUCCCUCCUCCUCCCUCUCCCUCUAACAGAGUAGGAGUGUAUGUGGACUGUCCCGCCGGUACUCUGUCCUUCUACACCAUCUCCUCUCAUACACACACACACUCCUCACACACACCCUCACACACACCCUCACCCACCCAAACACUCACACACCUACACACAUUCUACACCACAUUCACUGAACCGCUCUAUGCUGGGUUUUAUGUUUAUUCUGGCUCCUCAGUGCGUCUGUGUGAUAUAGAAUAGUGUGUUUGUUUAUGUGUGUGUGAGAGAGAGAUGGAUUGUGAGUGAUGGUGUUUGUGUGAAAGUGUGUAUGUGCUUUUUUUGUGUGUGUGUGUGUGUGUGUGUGUGCGUGCGUGUGUGUGUGUGCGUGUGAAAGAGUGUAAGUGUGCAUUAGUAUAUGUCUGAGACUGUGUUUGUGUGAGAAUGUGUGUAAUUGUGUGUGUGUGUGUGAGUGAGUGUGCAAAUCUUUAUCAUUAUAAUCUACAAUUAAAUUGUUUAUGUAAAUCUAUUGUUUAUGAUUAUGAGUUUUAUAUUAUUGGUAAUUAAAUCAUUAUGAUUGUAAAUAUAUUGUUUAUGAUUGUGAGUUUAUUGUUUAUUAUUGGUAAUUAAAUAUAUAUGAUUGUAAAUAUAUUGUUUAUGAUUGUGAGUUUAUUGUUUAAGAACAGUAAAUAUUAUAAAUAUAAAUAGGACAGAUAUCAGUGAACAGAAGCUCUGAAGAUCUCAGUGAUUUUUAAGCUUCAUCACAGAAAUCUGUUAUAUGAAAUGAUUAUGAGCGU